UAGUCUACGCAGCUCACUUCUAGACUAUCGCCGUGAGAAUGGCCGGACUUAUCAUCGAUACAAGGAUGGAAGUGGGUUUUGAGAUUGACUCAAUCAGUUGGGUUGCUAAAGUUGUGCUAUAGAAUAUCAAUUCCCGAACGAUGAACGGGAGCUUGACAGACUUGGUAUCGAUCUUCAUCUAUGAUCGUUGGUUUGGCAUUUCGCUAAUCAGUGCUCUAGAUUUGGUUAAUCACCUAUGUCUUCUCACGCUGGACGGCGAGCUUGGCAUCGCACCACCCUGUAGAGAAGACGCCAAAGUUGGCCGCGUUCUUGAUGUCGGUACAGGCACGGGCAUCUGGGCGGUUCAGUUUGGCGAUGACCACCCAGAGGCCGAUAUUUUGGGUAUCGACCUUUCCGCCACUCAGCCUAGUUGUGUGCCUCCUAAUGUGAGGUUCGAGGUCGAUGACAUCGAAGACGAGUGGACAUUUUCACAACCCUUUCAAUAUAUCCACAGCCGCUUCAUGACGUCUAGCAUCAGAGACUGGAGACUUUUCUUACAAAGAUGCUACGAUAAUCUUGAGCCUGGUGGCUAUGUUGAGCUUCAGGAAACCGCUAUUUUUGCUCAAUCUGACGAUGGAACCUUGAAGCCAGAACAUGCUUUGUCCAAUUGGUCCAAGUAUCUUAUGGAAGCUUCGAUCAAGCUUGGAGCAGCGUGGGUUGAUACGCCCGAGCUAAGGGAGAUUAUGGUCGAGGUCGGUUUUGAAGAUGUCGCACUGAGCACUUACAAGUGGCCGACAAACACGUGGCCGAAAGACGAGCACUUCAAAGAGCUGGGCUCAUGGAAUAACGAAAAUUUCAUGACGGGAAUAGAGGCAAUUACGAUGGCACCCCUCACCCGUGCUUUGGACUGGAGCCCCGAAGAGGUCAGACUCUUUCUCAUCGAAGUCCGCAAGAACGGAAACGACCGAAAUAUCCACGCUUAUUGGCCUCAGUAAGUUCUCCCGCUGUAGAACCGUCUGGUUUAUUCUUACUUGCAUAGGCAUGUUCUCGUUGGGCGAAGACCCAUCCCAGAAAAGGAAGGAGCUGCACUAUCUCCGACAACAGCUGUGGGUGCGUCUCCGGGUACAGCCUAGAGUGGCAAGAGGCUGGCUACGUCAAAGCAUAUUUUACCUGCCAUACCUUCCCACAACCUCCUUGACAGCACCUUUUAUGGUAAAUGGCAUCCAAUGAAACCAAAUAAAUAAAUUGUUAUGACUUCGACAUUGAAGAUU
This is a messenger RNA of Colletotrichum acutatum, 1250 nucleotides long. Its product is annotated as S-adenosyl-L-methionine-dependent methyltransferase. NCBI's taxonomy places the organism in Eukaryota, Fungi, Ascomycota, Sordariomycetes, Glomerellales, Glomerellaceae. The record is from RefSeq and is a predicted model, not a curated record. Bases 141 to 974 code for a protein of 277 amino acids. The transcript is spliced from 3 exons.